This is a messenger RNA of Suillus paluster, 1197 nucleotides long. RefSeq lists its product as uncharacterized. Gene Ontology annotation, cellular component: Smc5-Smc6 complex; nucleus. The transcript is spliced from 6 exons. The record is from RefSeq and is a predicted model, not a curated record. Gene Ontology annotation, biological process: double-strand break repair via homologous recombination; protein sumoylation. Lineage: Eukaryota; Fungi; Basidiomycota; Agaricomycetes; Boletales; Suillaceae. Gene Ontology annotation, molecular function: SUMO ligase activity; zinc ion binding. Bases 79 to 1128 code for a protein of 349 amino acids.
CGUAUACGCCUGCCCUCAACCCCCAAUUAGACUCGCGAGUCGCGACACGCGUCAUAUUGUUCCAUCAGAGCUCCAGAAAUGCCGGUGGCCAGUUCUUCAAGGAGAAAGAGCACACGUUCUCGCAGGGAACCUUCUGAAGACAGAAUAGAGGAGGAUAAUCCAUCUCAGCAGACUGGUAACAACGAUGAUGUCGAAGGCGGAGACGAUGAGGAAGAACAGCCUAGGCGCAGGGUAAAGCAGGAAAAGAAAACUCAAAAGAAAACUCGCAGAGACUCUGAGUCUGACAACGAUCCCCCUCGCGUUGUGGUUGAUGACGAAGAUGAUCGCAUUGACAUCGAGAACUUUUAUGACCAGCCCCUAGACAAGAAGGAAAGCGGAAAACUCUCUGGCAUUGCGCAGGACUGGGAGAUGAUCCGGAAGCAGAUCCAUCAGGGUUCAUUCUCUCUCGCGAAAGAGGUGGCUACUUCCCUCGCAGACGUCUUGGAAGGUGAUCACGCAAAUGAGGCUUUGUCGGAGGUCGAUGAGAUAAUGAAAAAAUUGAUUGACAUCGACUACGAGAUGCAAUCACAUGAGAAGUCUCUCAGCGGGAUGUACCAGCAACUUAUGCGUGGCGAGCCAGUAGAGGGUGCCAUAGACCUCUACGAUAAAGAGGUAAAGAAGAGGAUCAACGAAUUCAACGAUAGAACUACUCGAAAGAAGUAUGGCUCGAACGAUCAAUACGUCCAGUUCAAGCAAGGCAUCUUUGAAGUCCAAAAUCCUGGCGUGAACAUACCCCCCAUCAAUGACUUUAUACCACGGGAGGAGGGAGAUGAAAGCGACGACGACGACGACCUAGAGAUCGGAGGAGUUACACAGGACUUUAAAUGUCCCAUCACCUUGACGAUGCUAGAAAAUCCAAUGAAAUCCUCCACUUGUGGCCACGCCUUCUCUGGAAAUGCUAUCCGGGAUUACCUGGCGAGAUGCCCUCCUGCUGGGAAGUCAUGCCCUGCUGCAGGCUGCAGUGAAAGGCUCACUAUGGCCAUGCUGGUUGCCGACAGUAGUCUUGAAAAGCGGGUCAAACUUGCGGCAAGGAGAGCUCAGCGGGACGAAUAUGAUAGCGACGCUGAUGAUGGAGAGGUGAUAGAGUAAAUUAACCUCUGCGACUAAUCUUGGCAUCUGUACAUAGUUUACCCUGAUCAAAGAUCCUAAUCAAAGGGU